AUGGAAAGAGGAAAAUGCUUGAUGUCGAUGAAGCUUGGACCAGUGACGAGGCAAUCUUCGGACGCGGCUUUGUUCUGGCCGUUCGGGGUAGAGAGAGCGUUUGCGGCGGCUGAGGAGUAUGGCGGUGGAGGCGCUUGCAUGUGGCCGCCAAGGUCGUAUUCGUGCAGCUUUUGCGGGAGAGAGUUCAAGUCGGCGCAAGCGCUAGGCGGUCACAUGAACGUUCACCGAAGAGACCGAGCUCGUCUUAAACAACAAUCGUUAUCAUCUUCAUCAACUGAUCAAGCCACGACCGUUGACUAUGAUGAUCAACAUCAGAUAAAACAGCACGAAAUUCUUGAUGUGGCAUCCAAGUUUAUUGUCCAAGAAGAGUCAAGAAAGCCCAUCAAUGGAACUAAGAGGGAGAUAAGUGAGGUUUGUAAUAACAAUGUCUUACAAAGUUCUAUCAAAAGAUUUGAGUAUUACAAUGGUGAAGUCAAGACUGACUUAUCCGUUGGUCUACUGAGUUCUGAGUUCGGUCCUCAGAAGAAGCAACUAAUCAACGGAUCAUCUUCGUCGUGGAAGAGGGCAAAGACGACGGAUGUUUCAAGAUUGCCAAUGAUGUUAGGGUUGGUCAUUGGAGUCUCCAAAAUCAACGGUCACCAUGAGGAGUUGGAUCUUGAGCUAAGGCUAGGAGUUGAUCCGCCAAAGGUUAACUAG
Microthlaspi erraticum is the source of this 696-nucleotide messenger RNA. The record is from the annotation of a GenBank genome assembly. NCBI's taxonomy places the organism in Eukaryota, Viridiplantae, Streptophyta, Magnoliopsida, Brassicales, Brassicaceae.